UACAGUUGGAGCAGCGAGCACAUCUCUCUGACACGGUGACAGACUAUUGCUGUAUUUUUUCAGGAGGAUAUCACUUGCUUGACUUGCAGAGGUGUAACAAGUUGAAUGUCAGUAGAAAAGCCUGCGUCUGAAGGUCUCGACUAGGCAAAAACAUGGGGAACGAAAACUCCAAGAACGCGGAGCUGACCGAGAAUGGGAAUAUUCCUGGGAAGCAUGGUAAUGGAUCAGUGAACGGCCUCUCUGCAAACAUCACAUCUAAUGGAUUGGAGAUUGCUGUUAACACUGAGACCAUAGUCCAGCAAAAUGCCGAGCCCCUCUCUUUAGAACUCGCCACAGAAUCAACUCAGCCUGAAAUCCUUGAAACCAUCAUUCAUAAGAACCAGGUCAAGAAAGGUAAUGAAGAUCAAACAGAUCUAAGUCUUCCUGCCACCAAUCCACAGCCGGAGGCAGCUAACCUAAAGCGAGCGUCAGAAUCGUUAACGGUGCCAGAGAGUGUGACUCUAGACUCGGGUCCCGAGAAAGAAAAAGCUCCUGAAAGCGACAACGGAGAGGACAGUAACCCAGAAGAGAAUCCAGUUAUGAACUUCUUCAAAACACUAGUGACUCCCAAAAUAACCAAAAAGGAAACAGCUACUCCUGGUGCCACAAAAGACCAGUCCCAGAUGGAGAACCAACCAGCAGUAACCACUACUGUUGCACAAGUAUCUGAGCCGCCCGCAGCACCCAAAGGAAUGUCUUACCCACCACCACCUCCUCCGGAGCCACCGAGAAUGGAAAUCAAGGGAGAACCAGCUGCCAAACCUGUCAAACCCACACCCAAAGAAGAACCCAAAGCUGCUGCAAAGGAAGCCGAGUCCCCAAAAGGAAAAUCAGCCAGAGUUGCUCUGAGCAAAUUCUUCCGUCCAAAGGUACUGCUAGGUGUCAAGGCAUCCAAAGGCAAGGGUGCUUCAGCAAGUGGAGCCAAAACCCCGGCCAAGGCCAAGACUGCAGCAGUGACAAUCAGAGAUGCACCAGCACAGCCGGCGGUAGAAGUCCAGGAGACACCAGUGGUGCCACAGCCAGUUGUCGCUGUAGAAGUCCAGAGUGAAAAUAAUGUUGGACACCAUGAGACAGCAGAGGAGGUGGCACAGCCAGUUGUAGAAGAGCAGGUGGUCGAGGAGGUACCACAGCCAGUGGUAGAAGCUGAGAAGGUGGAUCCCUCAAAAGCCGGCACCCUGGAGGCUGCUGCAAAGCCAGAACCGCCACCGCCUGUUCAGGAAGCAAAAAAAACAGCCUCAAAAUCAUCCUUCUUUUCUCUCUUCAAGCCUAAAGCUGCUGAUCCCCAGAAGGCGAGCCCUGCCCCAGCUGCAGCAGAGACAGUAAAAGCCAAAGAGGAACCCAAAGCAGCAGCCAAGUCAUCAGAGGCGGUCGUAGACAACAAACCAGCUUCGGUGGCCCCCCAAGCUGGAGAUGAUGCAGCCAAUGUGCCCAGGAAACUGGAGAAGAGGAACUCAAUCCAACUGUUCUUUAAACAUCUGGGUCAGAAACGUAACUCGACAGAUGCCGGGGUCCAGACAGAGCCGGUCCCUGUUGCUCCAGCAGCUGAGAAGGCCAAAUGAAACCAAAGCCAACAAUACAGUUUCCCUGUACAGACCCCCCCUCUCUUUCUUGCUCUUACUCAAUCUUUAUCUCUCACUCUGUCUCAUCUCCCUUUCAACUCUUAUUGAAUUACUUUAACUCCUUUUUUAUUUUUAUUUUGUUACUGUUCAGAAGUUACAAUAUGGAAAGAAAAGUGACACGAAGGGUAAGAGCAUGUUGUUGAAAGACGAAGAGUGGGCAGGUAGUUGAACAUGUGGCGAUUUGAAAUGGUCCAAGGCGAGGUUAUUGAGAUACAUAUAUAUAUAUUUAUAUAUUUUUUGGACAUUUAAAUGUCUUGACACAUAUAGCAAUGUGAGUGUGAAACCUUUUCUACAGACAUUCAAUGUGACUUCUCUCUGUUCUUGCGACCUAACACACCGGGCUUAUGCAACAGACGGUACCAUGCUUUGCUUUUAGCAAUUACUUUGUCAAAAGGGUUCUAUUUUUACAGUUCACACCAGAAAAAAAUCACGCAGUUGUGGCUAUGCAGAGGUUAAUAUGAAAUGACAUUGAAAUAAGUACUUAAAUCUAUAUGACAUUAAAAUGAAAAGCUCCUAACAGAGCUGAUGAGAGGAGCAUUUCCGUAUAUAACAAAUUGCACUUACAGGUUUUGUAACUUUAUGAAAGCUAUAUGUAGACUAAAGCGCACACGUAUCCUAACAGUCAUGUAUUGGGCCAUAUGGGAAAAUCACAAUCUUUACUGUUCUGUGGGGAACUGAUUGUUAAGUGUAACAAAUUCAUCUGAGGUGGCAAAAUGGUGUCGCUGUGCCACUGUGUCCUUGUGGUAUGUUUUGCAGUCGUCAUAAAUCCCAGUUGAUUAGCUUUUCAUUUAACUGUAGCACUUUGUGUCAUGGAAUUUAAUGGAAGUCUUAUGGUGUUAGUCAUUCGUGUUUGGCAUGUGUGCAAUUAAUAUCAUUCUUAUGUUUGCCUAAAUGUAUGUAUGCGUGCAUGUGUAACUUCAGCUAUCUCGAAGACAAUAAAUAUGUUCACAGUU
Messenger RNA from Perca fluviatilis (European perch), 2611 nucleotides. It is a transcript of the gene bcas1, whose product is annotated as brain enriched myelin associated protein 1. The record is from RefSeq and is a predicted model, not a curated record. Gene Ontology annotation, biological process: myelination. NCBI's taxonomy places the organism in Eukaryota, Metazoa, Chordata, Actinopteri, Perciformes, Percidae. The transcript has 16 exons. The coding region runs from base 153 to 1598 and encodes 481 amino acids.